GGCCUGAUAUGCCUGCCUGACACACACAACCGCAAACCAUAACACUCAACACAGACAGCAACAUCCUCAUUUCACCUGCUGUCAGACUAGUAGCUGUAAGAGUUACAACAGUCAGCUCUGAAAUCAUUUUCCUGCUUUGCAAAAAUGACAGAAAACUCCAUAUCCAAAAGUGAAAAGACUCCAUGGACAAGAACUAGACGAUGGUUGUGCUUUUUGACGCUGUUCCUCGUGAUCGUAACUUUAGUGUUACUUUGCUACGGUUCAAGCCUCGAGCCUUUGCACAUUUGGAUUUAUAAGAUUUGGUCAACCAAAUCUUACAACACUCAACAACAUAUGACUACAAAUGGCAGUACCUCACCAGCCCAGCCUUCAACAUCAGAGUACUUUGUGGCAUACCCACACCAGUACCAUUUCAUAUUGGACGAACCAGAUAGAUGUCAGCAGGAAAGCCCAUUCUUGGUUCUUAUGAUCCCAGUCGCACCUCACAACAGAGAGGCACGUGAUGUUAUCCGCAAAACGUGGUGCAGAGAAACCAGAGUGCUGGGUCGAGUGAUCAGCCACUAUUUCCUGCUGGGACGGUCUAAAGAGGGACAUGGGUUAGAGAAGCAAGUGUUACAAGAAAGCCAGGAAAAUCAUGACAUUCUCCAGAGUGACUUCUUGGACACCUACAACAACCUCACUAUUAAAACCAUGGUCAUGUUUGAAUGGCUCAGCAACCACUGCCCCAACACCUUGUAUGCCAUGAAGAUUGACUCUGACAUGUUCCUUAAUGUCCACAAACUCGUUGACAUGCUUUUGAAAGCCCCCCAACAUCUGUACAUGACAGGAAUGUUGGCACAGGGUGCUCUUGUUCUUCGAGACCAUAACUCAAAGUGGUUUCUGCCUUAUUCUGCCUUUCCUGAGUCCACGUACCCUCCUUAUGCCCUGGGACUGGGCUAUGUGUUCUCACUGGAUUUACCUAAAAAGAUAGUAGAGGCAUCUGCACAUGUAAAAGCUAUUUACAUUGAAGAUGUGUAUGUGGGACUGUGUAUGAGACAUCUAAAUAUUGCACUAACAAAUCCUCCUAAUGGUGGUCUCUUCAAGGCAAUAAUGCAAAAGGAGACGCGCUGUUACUGGACAUCUGUCAUUACAACAAUACUGGGCAGCCCUAAGCAGCUUUUAGAUGUAUGGGGAGCAUAUCAGACUCAAGUACAAGGGGGCUGUUGAACACCUCUGUGUGGCACAUCCUUUUAACAUUAAGGGACAUCCUCGACCUACAUAGCCCUCUGUUGUGCAGUACAGCAGUUACACCACUCUUUUUACAUCAUAAGUUUCUGCCUCAAUGAUAUCUGUGAGUGCAAAGUUCGGUUUGUAUUUUUGAUACUAAGACAGAUAUUGUGAGACAUAUCUUUUUCUACACACAUUUAGAGGCUAAGAAAAAAAUGUUCAUAUUUUAGGUAUUUGCAAAGAUUGCACAAAUCAUUAUUAAGAUUUCAAUAAUUAAAUAUUUAUUUCAGUAGAGAUCAAGUUUUAAAAUUGCUCUUGGUGGCCAUGCAGCUCACAGUUGUAGGAAGUGUGUGAUUAACCUGAGUAAUCACAUGAAGUUAGCAGGCCAAGUAAGUACCACACUGUGAGGUAAUGUAGUUGUUUGCACUUUAGCCCCUACAAGAAGAAUAUUAACCUUAAUGUUCUAUUUUCAAAUUCAUUUUAGUGGCAUGAAGAAACAGUAUGAUCGGUCCACAGGGGUGUGAUUUGCACAUAAUCACUGAGACCACAGCAACAUCCUUGCAGAUGAAGAGGCCCACCCACGCAGUUCUGCUGCAUGUGUGUGUAAAGGCGCACAACGUUACACAGUUCACACAGUGUGCAGCAAGACUGUAGUUGUAGUGACUGCAGUCCAGGAAUAAUCUGGAUAUCCACAACAUGAAUUCAAUAUUCUAUCAGGGAUGACCAAACAGAUACUACAACUAAACUAGAUUUUUAUGUUAGCUGGCCUGACUAGUUGUAACCAAAAUAUUCACCAACAAAAUAGCUUUUGCCAUACAAAGAACCCUUGUAGACAUAAGAACACCAUAUGUGAUGUGCAAUAAAUUGCUUUGGUUAAUGAAAAAAAUUUCAACUAAAAACAUUUUUGUGUUGCACACUUCGCUGAUAAUAAAGUGUGGUAUUGUUGAUUUCCUGAACAAUGGAAAGUACUUGAAUCAGAAUUGAAAAAUGUAUGCAUGGCCUGAACCAUGUACUGCAUGAGAUGUGGCUUCUAUCACUGAUAGCAUUUCCUGGAAUGACUCUAUAGCUCAUGUUAAAUCUAUUUCAGAAUGAAAAUGGAAAUGAAAUGGAAAUAAUGAAAUAACGUUAAAUUCCUUCACAGAUUAAACUUUAAAGUACUCCUCACAGAUGCAGGUGUUGGGCCUCAACCAUAGGGUCACACAAAGAAAGGCCUGCAUGCAAGUCACAAAGCCUGACAAGACAUUCAUGGUUCUUAGAGGAUGAAUCCUAAUGACUGUAGUGGUCCCCUCAAGUUUUCACCAGCACCACCAGCAGGUCAAAAAUUUCAAUCAUCCAGUCAAAUACGCCAACAUCUAUUCAAUGGGUUAGCAUAAAACUUGGAAGAGACAUUCACGGUUUCCAGACUACAUACCUUAAUGACAUUGGUGAUACCCUGACCUUUCCUAUUGCGUCACCAGCAGGUUGACAUUUUUUGUUUCACUCUACCACUGGAUGAAUUACUAUGAAAUUUUGGUACACACAUAUAUAUUCCUGUGUAGGGAAUAUACAUUUAUAAGAUAAAUUGUAAAAGCUUUGGUGAUCCUUUGAGAAUUCAUCUAGCACCAUCAUCAGGUAAAAGUUUUAAUCUGUUCAAAAUUGUAAAUUAAAUAAAUAAAUAAGGAGGAUAUAUUAGAAUUAAGUUAUGAAAGGUAAAAUGGUUUAAAUACCCCUCAGUCAGUGGUUGAAAGCAUAGGCAGGAGGCAUAGGCAGUGGUAUCCAGUGUGUUCUUUGAAUAAUAGUUGAGGUGAGACUGAGAGAAUUAGAAUAUUAUACUGUAUAUAUUUUAAAAAUGCCACAACCUGCAGUAAAAUCUUUAUCUAAAGAGAUGUUCUCAAUCAUUGACAAAAUGGCAGAAACUUGACAUUCCUCUAACUAGUAGUGCAGUGGUAUUUGUAUCUAGAUUGGAUAUCUGGACUUCUGUAUCAGAAACAACAAUUUUAAAUAUUGACCAUCUCUGACUUCUAAUGAUGCUGUGCAUAAAACCUGGAGGAACCUGGUGAUUUUGGUGAAUGUUGGUGAAUUAGGUUGUUUGACAGGCUCCUUAACAGUAGUAACAUCAGUUGUACUUAUCCUAGACAGCCCUCAUUAGCACUGCUGAGUCACCGAGCAUCGUGUGUGCACGUGUAGCUGUUGAAAAUGCAGGAAAUAGCCUCUUGUAUCAAGUUAGCCAUUUCCCAAAGUACUCAAACUCAGGAAAACCUCUGAAAGCCAUUAAUUUAUAAUUACUUAGUAGCUGCAAAAUGAUAGAUUUAUUCACUUCACAGAAAUCAGCUGAGCCAACAGCCACCGAAGACCUUUCUAUAAAACUCAAUCAGUGGUGGAGCUGCUACACUCUGUUAGAUGAAUAUUUCAUUUUAUGUGCCCCACCUUGCUACACUGUAAUAAAUAAACAGAUAAAUAAUUUCAUGAUACAAUUGAAUUGUCUGUGUCUAUCUAUGUACGAUUUGAA
Messenger RNA from Thunnus maccoyii (southern bluefin tuna), 3694 nucleotides. Its product is annotated as beta-1,3-galactosyltransferase 2-like. The transcript has 4 exons. NCBI's taxonomy places the organism in Eukaryota, Metazoa, Chordata, Actinopteri, Scombriformes, Scombridae. Gene Ontology annotation, molecular function: N-acetyl-beta-D-glucosaminide beta-(1,3)-galactosyltransferase activity. The record is from RefSeq and is a predicted model, not a curated record. Gene Ontology annotation, cellular component: membrane. The coding region runs from base 145 to 1206 and encodes 353 amino acids.